Messenger RNA from Anoplopoma fimbria (sablefish), 1225 nucleotides. RefSeq names its product CD63 molecule (gene cd63). The record is from RefSeq and is a predicted model, not a curated record. NCBI's taxonomy places the organism in Eukaryota, Metazoa, Chordata, Actinopteri, Perciformes, Anoplopomatidae. The coding region runs from base 129 to 851 and encodes 240 amino acids. Gene Ontology annotation, cellular component: membrane. The transcript has 8 exons.
AGUGAAGGAGCCAAGGGAGGAGCGACUAUAAACUGCAGAAGUUAAAAUUUUCGACACUUCGUCGUGUUCGCCUCUCAUCGCAGGGUUUCUACAGACUUCUUCUUGAAGGAAACAGAUCCUUAUCAGCCAUGGCUGUAGAGGGGGGAAUGAAAUGUGUCAAGUUCCUGGUUUUCAUUUUCAACUUCAUUUUCUGGCUAUGUGGCCUAGCAUUGACUGUUGUGGGAAUCCUGGUUCAAGUGAGUUUUCACAAAACCUUGAUCAUCCGUGACGUGUCAGCCUCAGCAGCUCCCAUUGUUAUCAUUGUAAUCGGCUUGGUGAUUUUCUUCAUCGCCUUCUUUGGCUGCUGUGGUGCCUGGAAAGAGAACUACUGCAUGGUCACCACGUUUGCCGUUUGUCUCUCCCUGAUCAUUAUUGUUGAGAUUGCAGCAGUAAUCGUUGGAUACGUCUUCAGAAACAAACUGGCGACUGUCGUCGAGGAUAGUCUCGGCGACAUGAUUUCCGGUUACAAGAACGGCACAGCUGAAUUCAAAAAGUCCUUGGAUAAACUGCAGACGGAUAUGAAAUGCUGUGGGAUGAACAGUUCCUCUGACUGGAGAAGCUUUGGAAAUGAUGGAAACUCUGUGCCUGACUCAUGCUGUUUGACUCCCGUUGCUAACUGUGGAGUCGGGGCCAUGACGGACGCUGCCAAAGUGUACCAGAAGGGUUGUCAUGAUGCUUUGGUGGAUUUCCUGAAGAAAAACAUCCAGUGGGUGAUAAUUGCAGCGAUUGUUAUCGCUUUCCUGCAGUUAUUGGGCAUCGUGUUCUCCUGCAUGUUGAUGAGAGGCAUCCGCAGCGGCUACGAAGUCAUGUGAUUCAGCUUCACACCGGAGUAGGAGUUGUGUAUUCAGGUCGCAUUCAUCAGGAGCUUAAUUUGGAAACUUUUCAUAUGUUCAUCCUAUUCUUCAUAUACAAUACACAGAACAAUAGUUUCUUUAGUAUUGAUUUUGGUUUAUAGUUGCUUAGGUUAACAUGUCCCUGCUUUGAUACUGUAUGUAUUUAGGAAAUAAUAGACAUGAUUACUCUCCACUUUAAUGUAUGUUUUUGUUGGUUAACACUUUUUCUGUUUUUCUGUUUUGCUGUUUGCCAGUUUCAGUUUUUAUUAAAGACUCUUUAAAUUACAUCUGAAUCAUCUGAAGUGUAAAUACAAAUGGGAAAAUAAAUGCUCCAUAAAAGGGUUUUUAUUUCA